CGAGUCAGAGAGAUCUCUCCUCCUCGACGCGUCAACUCCUCACGCCGCUAAUUGCCCACUCGCCCUAUCCUCUGAACACGAUGCCAAGAGGGACACCUCAUGUUAGUGCAAGUGUUAAUGCUGGUACUAGCAAUGAUUCCAAUGAAGCUCCUAAUCUCGAAAGUGAGAUAAUAGAUGAUAGAGCACCAUUGUGGAAAUAUGCUAAGAAGAUUGAAAGGUACGGGACUGUUGGAGGAAGUUGGAAGUGGCAGUGCAACUUCUGCAAGUUGUUUUAUAAUGGGUCUCACACUAGAGUUCGACAACAUCUAUUGAAGGAAAGAAGAGUGGGGGUUACCAUUUGUAAAAAAGUUAACCCCCAUGUAUUUGCUCAGAUGACUAAAUUGGUGAAAGAUUACAAUGAGAGAAUAGCAAAUAGAGGAGCAAGACAAGUUCUUUUACCAUUAUCAACAAGCCGAAGGAGUUCAGCAGCUCGUGGCAGCUAGUCUUGAGUUAUGGUGACUACACAAGAGCACUAACAACAACAGUUGAAGGGAAGAAAAGAAGAGCAGCAUGUGAUCCUGUAAUACCCCGGAAUUUUUAGAUGCUAGUUUCUUUUAUUUUUAUUCGGUUGACUUUUUGGCUGACUUUUAAGAGGCUAAAAGUUGACUUUAUUUUCGUAAGUUAUCUUCGAAAACUUUCUUCAUGAAAGUUGUAGAGUUUAUCGAUACGAGUUCGUAGACAUGCGGCACGCUUGAAACGGAGGUCGUAUGAAAAAGUUACGGUCAGAGAAAGUUAGUUUCCGAUUUUGGAAGGUAUAUAAAUAGAAAGUGGUGGGUUUUAUUUUUGG
Fragaria vesca subsp. vesca is the source of this 826-nucleotide messenger RNA. RefSeq lists its product as uncharacterized. Bases 81 to 482 code for a protein of 133 amino acids. The transcript has 2 exons. The record is from RefSeq and is a predicted model, not a curated record. NCBI's taxonomy places the organism in Eukaryota, Viridiplantae, Streptophyta, Magnoliopsida, Rosales, Rosaceae.